AUGGAUGGUUCGAAGACAGACGUGAAGGUCACAGUGGAUCUUGAGUGCAAAGAGUACGAGGGUGUGACCAUGGGUUUUCCCAAGCUGCAGCCUACGGAUGUUCACUUUGGCUCCACGGGCAAUGCCAUUUUCAACUGGCGCAUCGUCUACCCCCGCAUCGUCAUGCCUACCAAAUCCUGCACCAUGGACCUCAAGCUGUAUCAGGCGAAUUCCAUUUCGGCAGAUGAGUUCAUCGGAGCCGUGAGCGUGGAUUUGCGAAGAUAUGUGGAGAGGGUCGCACGGGAUAUGGACAUGAUCUACAUCGAAAAAGCUGACCUACAGUUCACCGCCGGCGCCGGUGGAGAUGAAGAGGGCGGCGAGGGCGGCGACGGUGGAGAGGAGGAGACCGUGGGCUCCGUGCAGUUCGAGAUGUGGUUCAUGACGCAGAGCGAGGCCAAUCAGAAGCGGAACGGAAAAGGCCGCGAGGACCCUAACGACUUCCCUCAGCUUGUGACUCCUGCAGAGGGACGAGGUUGGGGAGAUGUUCUCGGUGGCUUCUCUCUGUCUCUGCCUGAUCUUGGCCUCAUGAAGAAAGUGAUCCCCCUCAUUCUCUUCACGCUGCUCUGCCUGGUCCUCCUCAGAUUUAUUGGUCUGCUGUGA
This is a messenger RNA of Symbiodinium pilosum, 639 nucleotides long. NCBI's taxonomy places the organism in Eukaryota, Dinophyceae, Suessiales, Symbiodiniaceae. The record is from the annotation of a GenBank genome assembly.